Parnassius apollo (apollo) is the source of this 393-nucleotide messenger RNA. Lineage: Eukaryota; Metazoa; Arthropoda; Insecta; Lepidoptera; Papilionidae. The record is from the annotation of a GenBank genome assembly.
AUGGCUGAAACUGAAGUAGCUGUCAAUCCAAAAGCCUACCCGUUAGCUGACGCUCCACUUACUGCAAAGAUCCUAAAUCUUGUGCAGCAGGCUGCUAACUACAAGCAGCUUCGCAAAGGUGCUAAUGAAGCCACUAAAACUUUGAACCGUGGUUUAUCAGAAUUCAUUAUAAUGGCGGCAGAUGCCGAGCCUUUGGAAAUUGUUUUACACAUUCCAAUACUAUGUGAGGACAAGAAUGUGCCAUAUGUGUUUGUAAGAUCAAAACAGGCAUUGGGUAGAGCAUGUGGUGUCUCGAGACCGAUUGUUGCAUGCUCUAUUACAAUUAAUGAGGGCUCACAAUUGAAACCGCAAAUUCAAAGUAUUCAACAGGAGAUAGAAAGACUCUUAGUGUGA